UCAGAGAAAAAGAGAUCACCAGAGAAAAAGAGAUCAUCAGAGCAAAAGAGAUCACCAGAGAAAAAGAGAUCACCAAGAGAAAAAUUAGAUCAUCAGAGAAACAUAAAGGCCAUCGUCAUGCCAAACUUCUCCAAUACAACAGUUGUUGUUAUCAAAAUGGUAUUGUAUGAAGUCAUGGCCACUACUGGCUUAGUGAUCUUCCUAGCCAAUUCCUUGACUCUUGUAACGUUCUACGUCCACAAGAAUCUCAUCAGAAGAAGCGGAUACUUUCUGCUAAGCGUGGCAGUUGCGGAUACCCUGAUAGGGUUAAGCGCUCUCUUCACUAACACUGCUAAACUUACAGAUUCAUAUCACGGUCUAUUCCGAGUCUUCUGCCGGCUCUUUUCUCAAGUCUCAAUUGCGUCCAUUUGUGGACUUAUCAUAGUAGCAAUAGAAAGGCUAUACGCCACGUAUUUUCCCUUUAAGCAUCGCUGUCUCCAGAAAAGAGUCUUUGCAGCUGGAAUAGCGAUUCCAUGGCUGUUAACUCUAUCCAUUUCUGUCACUUAUAUACAAGAAUAUACCUAUCAAUUUGCCAAGAAGGGAAAGACUGCUGUAUCGAUGGCAGGGCUGGUGGUGAUUUGUGCGGCGUAUGCGGCAAUCUUUAUCAAAGUGAAAAAGCAACACGUACAACACCAGCAAGCAGCCUUGCCAAGAGCUCAGAGGCGAGAGAGGGAGCUCGCCAAGACUUUAUUCAUCGUCACCGUUCUUUCCUUACUGUGUUGGUUGCCGGAUAGUGUGUACCACUUUGUCCCAUACUAUGACGGUAAAAGCGUACAGCACAGGGUGUACCAGUUCCUCAGGCUGAUGAACUCCAUGGUGAACCCUCUUGUCUAUGUGUGUAGGAUGAAGGAGUUUAGAAGAACACUGGGUUACUUGCUUCGAUUGGUGUUCUGCUGUCGCAGGAACAACUUUGUCGCUCCGAAUAGUGAGACAAGGACGGAUAAACACACGCCCUAAUACAAUUACAAUACAACAACAAUAACUUUAUUUAGCGCUAUAUUUACAGGAAGCUGGUAAGGCUGUUAAGGCGGAUGUGGAAUAUAAGUAAAACUACGGUAUAGGAGCACAAGCCACUGAUAGAUAGCAUAAGCAAAUCAAAUCACACCCUGCGCGUAGGAUUGCUGAUAUACCUGAGAUCUGCAAUUUGUUUGGGCCCUGUGUUGUGACCUGUAUGACAAAGAUUUUACUGCACAUCACCUUUGGAUACAAUAGAAAUGCAACUAUUUCACAAAAGGUUGUCAGUGAAAAUGGGUACUAAUAAUUCGUAAAAUUUAAUGAGUUAAAUAAAGUCCUGCAAUGUCAGAGCCAAACAUUGGUAACCUUGAAUGGAUAAUUGUUUUGAUUUAUCCAUAUUCUUCGAGACGCAUGGUUACUUUCGGUAGCGGAACUGCCAUUUGCCAAUCGCCAUUUGUCAUUUGCACUGACAAACUUUAUUGAAAUAGGUGUAUAUGUAUAAUCUUGUUUUUUAUUGCAAAUGCCAUCACAACACUGAUUGGGGCAAGAAAGGUAAGAAGCAUCAUCUGUUGAGGUAGGGGUGGACUUGAGGUGUGCUCCAUUAAGUAGAUGGGGCUGAUUGUCCUAUCUUUUACGUUGUAAAAAUCGUACAAAUACUAUCCCAACAGCAGAGUAAAGACCUAAAUAACAUCCAGGAAAACUGAGAAUGUGCUUGAAAAUUGUUCACUGCCCUCAAUGUGUGUCAAAGUUAGCCAUAUUUUAUUAACAAGAUAAUUUAAAUGAAAUUCAUUAUUUAAAACAACGAUAUCUAUUUAUGCUAUCAUAUUGUUAAAACAAACAUAUUUUGAUGUCAAAUGAGAGGGCUAUAGAAUAUCCAGACUUAACAUUAUAGCAUACUACAAAGACAACACAAUUCUCUAGAUGUAAUUGAAAUGUUCCAUAAAAAUAAAAUGACAUUCAAGACGGAUAAAGGUAUUUUAGAAAACAACACUUAUCUAAAGGAAGCACCAAAAUACCAAAAAAUAAGCACCAAAGUACCAAAAAUAAUUUUUAUAGUUUUACAUUCCUUACACUACACAUGACCACUGACAUGUUUACCUCUAAAAAGAUACCAAAAGUUGUUUAAAUUUACACAUAAGUUUUUUUAAACAAGCAAGGUAUCGACUAUAAUGGCGCAAAGGUUCUUGGGUUAUUGCGCAACUUUGUAUAUAUUGCGCGAAGACAUAGAAGACAGAACAGUUGCAUUUGAUGACUAGGCUACCACAGGUAUCCCAGUAAUUAAACAAUCAAAUUGGCCAAAAUAGAUUAUUAUGAUUUAAGAUAUACGAGUAGCGUUGUUAUAUACGAGGUACCCCUAUGGCGACAAAUCCCCUGUAACAGCACAUGUUAAAACAGCUUUCAAUGAAACGAGUGUUUUUAUAUUCUGUAGCAACACAUUUCCAUAAGUAAGCAAAAAGGCCGCCAGGGAAGUUAAGUAAAUACUCCUGAACAAUAAUUAGUCAUUGAGUUAAAUAUUUAGGCAGCUAAAUUAAAAAGGAAAUUAACUUUGAAAAGAAGGUCAAAACUGAUAUGCGUAACAGUAAAUAUUGGUCAUUGCGCAAAAUA
This is a messenger RNA of Nematostella vectensis (starlet sea anemone), 2598 nucleotides long. RefSeq names its product adenosine receptor A3-like. NCBI's taxonomy places the organism in Eukaryota, Metazoa, Cnidaria, Anthozoa, Actiniaria, Edwardsiidae. Bases 118 to 996 code for a protein of 292 amino acids. The record is from RefSeq and is a predicted model, not a curated record. Gene Ontology annotation, molecular function: G protein-coupled receptor activity. Gene Ontology annotation, cellular component: membrane. The transcript has a single exon. Gene Ontology annotation, biological process: G protein-coupled receptor signaling pathway.